This is a messenger RNA of Arvicola amphibius (Eurasian water vole), 2024 nucleotides long. Its product is annotated as steroid 21-hydroxylase. Gene Ontology annotation, molecular function: iron ion binding; heme binding; steroid 17-alpha-monooxygenase activity. Bases 1 to 1500 code for a protein of 499 amino acids. NCBI's taxonomy places the organism in Eukaryota, Metazoa, Chordata, Mammalia, Rodentia, Cricetidae. The transcript is spliced from 10 exons. Gene Ontology annotation, biological process: progesterone metabolic process; hormone biosynthetic process. The record is from RefSeq and is a predicted model, not a curated record.
AUGGUGUUACCUGGGCUGCUGCUGCUGCUGCUGCUGCUGCUGCUGCUAGCUGGCACCCGCUGGCUGUGGGGCCGGUGGAAGCUCCGGAGCCUCCGCCUGCCUCCUCUCGCCCCGGGGUUCCUGCAUUUUCUACAGCCUAACCUCCCCAUCUACCUGUUUGACCUCACCCAGAAACUCGGGCCUGUCUACAGGAUUCGCAUGGGGUUGCAAGAUGUGGUCGUUCUGAAUUCUAAUAGGACCAUUAAAGAGGCUCUGAUCCAAAAAUGGGCGGACUUUGCCGGCCGACCCCAGAUACCAUAUGGUAAGAACUUGGACUUGUCGCUAGGGGACUACUCGCUAACGUGGAAGGCCCACAAGAAACUUUCUCGCUCAGCUCUGAUGCUGGGCGUGCGAGACUCCAUGGAGCCCCUGGUAGAGGAGCUGGCCCAGGAAUUCUGCGAGCGCAUGCGCGCACAGGCUGGCGCCCCCGUGGCCAUCCAGAGGGAGUUCUCUUUGCUCACGUGCAGUGUCAUCUGCUACCUCACGUUUGGAGACAAGUAUGCCCUCCCCUUCCGGCAGGAUGACACUUUGGUACACACUGUUCACAGCUGUGUGCAGGACUUGCUGCAAGCCUGGAGCCACUGGUCCGUCCAAAUCUUGGAAAUAAUUCCCUUUCUCAGGUUCCUCCCCAAUCCAGGUCUCUGGAAGCUGAAGCGGUUCCAGGAGAACAGGGACGAUAUCGUAAGGGAGCAGCUGAAGCUGCACAAGGACAGCCUGGUAGCAGGCAACUGGAAGGACAUGAUUGACUACAUGCUUCAAGGCGUGGAGCAGCAAAGAGAGGGCACGGACGCAGGGCAGCUCCACGAAGGGCACGUGCACAUGUCCGUGGUGGACCUCUUUGUCGGUGGCACUGAGACCACAGCCAGCACGCUCUCCUGGACUGUGGCUUUCCUGCUUCAUCACCCUGAGAUCCAGAAGCGGCUGCAGGAAGAACUGGACCUCAAGUUGGGCCCCAGUGGCCCCAGCUCCCAGAUCCUGUACAAGAACCGAAUGCAGCUUCCUUUGCUCAUGGCUACCAUCGCUGAGGUGCUGCGCCUGCGGCCCGUGGUGCCCCUGGCCCUGCCCCAUCGCACCACUCGGGCUAGCAGCAUCUCUGGCUAUGACAUCCCCAAGGACACCAUCAUCAUCCCCAACAUCCAAGGCGCCAACCUGGACGAGAUGGUCUGGGAACUGCCUGGCCAGUUCUGUCCUGAUCGCUUCCUGGAACCCGGCAAGGACCUCAGAACCCUAUCCUUCGGCUGUGGGGCCCGUGUGUGCCUGGGAGAGCCACUGGCGCGCCUGGAGCUCUUCGUGGUCCUGGCGCGCCUGCUCCAGGCCUUCACGCUGCUGCCACCACCAGAUGGCACCCUGCCCUCCCUGAAACCCCAGAAUUUCACUGGCGUCAAUCUCUUGAUUCGUCCUUUCCAGGUGCGGCUGCAGCCCAGGAACCUGGUGCCCCAAGACCAGGGCCAGAACCAUUGACAGGAUAGGACCAGUACCAGCCUCGUGCCUCAGUUUCUCCUUUAUUGCUCCGUUACUAACCCCUCCCCUCCCCCCUGUAAACAUGGUGCUGUGAGAUCGUGGUAAAGAAGGCCUCCUUGGUGAGCUAGGCAGUAGAGGCUCACUGGCUCUUCUCUGGCACGACCCCUCAGUGCUCGGCAGUCAUACUGGGGUAUGAGCGAGGUGGGAAACAGGCUCAGCUGCCCCUGGCGGGGGCCUGGAAGUUUCUGGGUCUCAGCUUCAUUUCCGUGAAGGGCACUGAAAACUCGAAGCCCUUCCAGUGGUACCAGCUCACUCCCUGAGGAGAAAGUUGUCGAGGGAGGAGAGUCAAAGCCAGCCCUCAUCAGUGGCAACUCUUUCAUCCCCACCCGGCUCCUGCAGGGGACCCCCGGGGGUCCAUCCCUCUCCCUCAUGUUCUCUGCCUAGCCCUCAGCUGCAAAGGGCUGAGGCUUCAUUCUGAGCUGGCGCCUUGUAUCCACUAAUAAACAGACUUUUCAAGCUUCCUA